AUGGAAGUUACAACGACUCUGUCAAAGACAUUUAAACGUUUUACAAUACCUCGAAGUACGUCAUCGAUGGGCUCGUUUACAACAACAAAUGGUACUGCGACUAAUGUUGAACAAAAAUUUGAAGAAUCACCAUCAGUACAAGAUCCACCGUCCAAUGGUCAUUCAUCAUCACAUCAUAAACAUCCACCAUUAUCUUAUAUUCAACAUAUGAGACCAAUUCAACAUCAUUCACAACAAAAUUUAUCUUCAUCGUCACACGAACAACAAGAACGACAACAGCAGCAACAAUCAAAAAAACAUCAUCUACCUAUGCGACCAUUAAGUGAAGAUAUUUCAUCAUUUAUGAUACGUUCAGCAUCAACUGAUUUUAACUCAUCAAAUGAAUACAUAACAAAAGAAAAUAAUAAAAUGAAUAAUAAUACACCGACAAAAAAAUCUUCUUUUUAUAAAUCUUCUAUACAACGUGAUAUGAGUUAUGAUAAUAUAAAAAGUUUAACCAUUGAUGAACCAAUUAAACCAAAGUCAGACGAACAUCCUUCGCAAUAUACACAAAUAAAAAAUUUAUUAACCAAGAAAUUUCAUCCAUCUACCACGACAAUAAAUGAAACAGCAACCCAACCAGAAAAAAUAAAUAUUAAACAGAAAAAACGUCGUACAUCUUUUCGACAUUUUUCACAAUUUCUUAAACGUAGCCAUAGUACAAAUACAGAUUUAUCAACUAUUGCAACAAAUAAUACAACAAAUAGUAACGUUCAACAACAGCAACAGCCAGCUAAAUUACCUGCAGAUUUUAUUUAUCAACGUUUGCAUACAAAAUUAAUUGAUGAAAAUGAUUCAUCAUUUAUAACACGUUCUAAUACAAGUAUUAUGUGUAAUAGUAGCGGUUCAGCAUUAGUACCAAUAUCCGAAGAAGAAAAUCCUCUACCAAUGAAAACACAGAUUAGAUCAAAACCUACAAAUAUUGAUGAUGAAGAUUAUUAUUAUGAUAAUACAGUACGGCCUGAUAGUGGCGCAUUAACACAUCAACAAACGCAAAGAAUUGCACCUAGUCUAAGUUUAUCAUCGUCAUCAUCAUUUAUAUCGGCUCAUACAUCGUCUCCAUCGGGUAUAUCAUCGACCUCGAAUAAAAAUCGAAAUAAUAUAUUAAAUGGUAUUCAAUAUCAGCAACGAGAUGAUCUGAUAAAUCCGUCCAAAUCUUCAUCAUCGAUGACAUCUAAUAUUGGCACAGCAUUGUCUGUUCUUGCUAAUAAUACAAAUAAUAAUAAACAUUAUUUAACCAAUUCAAUUAGCUUACAUGGAGAUGUUAGUAGUUCGAUAAAUGCUCAAAACAAGAAUGAUCUUCAUUCAUCAUCGUCAGCUAUUAAUGAUGCUAAUGCUCAAGGACGAACUGUUCUUCAUCCGAUAAUAUCAGUAACGCCUGAAGAUUUAGCAAAGCAAUCUUCAAUCAAUGAUGAAGAAAAUUCCAAUCAAGAAGUCACUAAAGUUAAAAUGCGUGAACAUAGUGCAAAGAAGAAGAAGGGCCUACGUGAUCUAAAAUCACGCAUAUCAUUACCACCAGAAUUAAAAAAUAGUUUUUCAUUUACUAAACCACACGUAUCAACCAAUAAUAAUAAUAAUAAUAAUCACUCGUCAGGAACAAAUUUAACAAAUAAAUUUAAAUUAAAUCAACUACAAUUACAAAAACGUUCAUCGUAUUAUCAAACGAAUUCUCUAUCAACACAAACAUUGAAUAAUGUUUUGCAUCAAUCCAAUUCAUCUUUAGUACAUCGAUCACCAUCACAAUUAAAUACAAGUAUAGGUGGACCAUUAAGUCGAAAUGAACAACGUCUUUCAAUGCUUGAUCUUGGUUUUGGAAAAAUCGAAUCUUAUGUGAAAUUAGAAAAACUAGGAGAAGGAACAUACGCAACUGUGUACAAAGGAAAAUCUCAUUUAAUGAAUGGUUAUAUUGCAUUAAAAGAAAUUCGAUUAGAACAAGAAGAAGGUGCUCCAUGUACAGCGUUACGAGAAGUUAGCUUAUUGAAAGGUCUCAAACAUAAUAAUAUUGUUAGUCUAUAUGAUAUUAUAUUUAACCAAACAACAUUAACACUUGUAUUUGAAUAUGUCGAAAAAGAUUUAAAACAAUAUAUGGACGACUGUGCAAAUAUUCUUAAUAUAAAAAAUGUUCGUCUAUUUUUAUUUCAACUUUUACGUGGUCUAGAUUAUUGCCAUUCAAAAAAGAUUCUUCAUCGAGAUCUAAAACCGCAAAAUCUAUUAAUUAACGAACGAGGAGAAUUAAAAUUAGCAGACUUCGGUCUUGCACGUAUUAAAUCAUUUCCAACAAAAACAUAUUCACAUGAAGUUGUUACAUUGUGGUAUCGGCCACCUGAUGUUUUACUUGGUAGUACUGAGUAUUCAACGCCCAUUGAUAUAUGGGCUGUUGGUUGCAUUUUUUAUGAAAUGGCAUGUGGUCGACCGUUAUUUGCUGGUACGAAAGUUGAUGAAGAAUUGUAUUUAAUAUUUAAAUGUCUCGGUACACCAAAUGAAAAAUCUCUACCCGGUGUAACAACAAAUCCUGAUUUUCAAGCAUUAAGAUUACCUUAUUAUCAUGGUGAAUCCUUAAAUCAUUUAGCACCACGUCUUGAUCAAAAUGGAAUUGAUUUGUUAGAACAAUUUUUACGGUAUAAUCCACAUUCUCGAAUAUCUGCACAUGAUGCAAUGAUGCAUAAAUUCUUUUCCUGCUACCCACCAAUAAUACAUACACUAGGACCAUUACAAUCAAUAUUGGAUAUAAAUGAAAUAUAUUUAACUAAAGAUCAUGGUUCAAAGCUCAUUUCAGCAUCGCUCAUGAAAACGGCUAUUUCGAAACGAUCGAGUGUCCAUCUGUGA
Molecule: messenger RNA, 2865 nt
Organism: Rotaria socialis
Lineage: Eukaryota; Metazoa; Rotifera; Eurotatoria; Philodinida; Philodinidae
Source: the annotation of a GenBank genome assembly